AUGGGGCAAAUAUAAUAGAUAUGUGCAACAAAUAAUUAACGAUGUGAUUCAUCAGUAAAUGAUUUAAGACAACUUAUAAUUAAAAGAGAAUGCCUUCAGGAUGGCAGUUCUAGGAUAAUAUUAGAAUAGAGUACUACGAUAACGGAAACAUUAGAAGACCUUAAACUUAAACUAUCUUCAGAUGAAGAUUAAUAGAAUUAAGAUGUAGAAACAAAUAUCAGUAUAGUUGAGUCAUUCUAGAAGUUAGAAAACAAAAAUCUAUCUCAAAGAGAGUUAGAUAAAAUCACUGAUUUCAAUUUCAUCAAUAAUUCAGAUGGAACUAAAAAUAGAUCAAAAAGUGUAUUUAUUCAAAAUAAUCUCUCUGAAAUACCUCCUAAAAGUAUUUUAAAAAAUAAGACAAUCCUUUAGGAUUAGGAAAAAAGAAACUUAUAAUAACAUAAAAGAGUUAGGUUUUCAAUAAAGGAAUUAUAGAAGAACAAAUAAUAGUCAAAAUAUUAGGGAUAUACAAAAAUUUCUUAUCUUUGA
Molecule: messenger RNA, 525 nt
Organism: Paramecium primaurelia
Lineage: Eukaryota; Ciliophora; Oligohymenophorea; Peniculida; Parameciidae
Source: the annotation of a GenBank genome assembly